Molecule: messenger RNA, 3047 nt
Organism: Macaca mulatta (Rhesus monkey)
Lineage: Eukaryota; Metazoa; Chordata; Mammalia; Primates; Cercopithecidae
Gene: METTL13
Product: methyltransferase 13, eEF1A N-terminus and K55
Source: RefSeq, a predicted model, not a curated record
AGGCAGGCACCGAUGGAAAAAGGUUUUUCUUUUCAUCUUCCGUUAUCAGUACGCUCCCGUCUGCCGCGCUCCGCCCCUGUGUGGCGCACGAUCGCAGUCAGUGGAUUAAGCCGGCUCCAAGACAAAGCGGAUGCCGAGCCCGGGAAGGAAGCGCGCUCUCCGCCCCGCCUAGAGGGAAGGCCCAGCCUCAGCACAGCAGCGCUCCCUCGGCACCCGGACGUGACCUAGUUCUCACAGAGGCCCGGCCUCUUCCGCCACAAGUGCAGCCCGCGGUCCCGCCCCGUCCCGUGAAUGGUCGGCCGGCCUCACGUCUAAAAAGCGUUUAGGUGCCUGCGACCGAGCCUCGGGAGAAAGGCGAGCACGUCUCAGCCAAUGAGGUGAUAGAAAUGCAAAGCAGCGACCAACGACUAGCUGGGAUGGGCUGGGCCGGCCGACGAAUCACGAGGUCUCGCACCCGGAUAUGGUUGCUGGGCUCGGAAAUCUAGCUCGGGAAAAGCGUGAGGGACUCUUCACGUGGGGCAAGGACAGCAGGCGCGGAGGAGGGGGCGAACGUGUGUGAGAUUCAGUGGCCCGUGCGUUUGUUGUGUAAGGGUCAUCCAGGGGGAACAAAUCAAUGUGGCUGUUUUUCCGUGGAAAGAAUUGCCACUGCAGCGUCCCGGAGCCUGCGUGUGGUGGGCAAGCUCCUCAGAUGGUAUCUCACAGGGAGUAGGGGAGUCUUGAAAACGCAGCUCCGGCGGUAGGAACAUGAACCUCUUACCUAAAAGUUCCAAGGAGUUUGGCUCCGUUGACUACUGGGAGAAGUUCUUCCAGCAGCGAGGAAAGAAAGCUUUCGAGUGGUAUGGAACCUACCUGGAACUGUGCGGGGUUCUACACAAAUACAUCAAGCCCAGGGAAAAGGUGCUGGUGAUUGGGUGUGGCAACUCAGAACUGAGUGAGCAACUGUAUGAUGUGGGCUAUCGGGAUAUAGUGAACAUCGACAUCAGUGAGGUUGUCAUCAAGCAAAUGAAGGAAUGCAAUGCCACGCGACGGCCCCAGAUGAGCUUCUUGAAGAUGGACAUGACACAGAUGGAGUUUCCCGAUGCCUCGUUCCAGGUGGUGUUGGACAAGGGCACCCUGGAUGCUGUCCUGACAGAUGAGGAAGAGAAGACCCUGCAACAGGUGGACAGGAUGCUGGCUGAGGUUGGCCGUGUCCUGCAGGUGGGCGGUCGCUAUCUCUGCAUCUCCCUGGCUCAGGCUCACAUCCUGAAGAAAGCAGUGGGCCACUUCUCCCGGGAGGGGUGGAUGGUGAGGGUGCACCAAGUGGCCAACAGCCAGGACCAGGUGUUGGAAGCAGAGCCUCAGUUCUCCUUGCCUGUCUUUGCCUUCAUCAUGACCAAGUUCAGGCCAGUCCCUGGCUCUGCCCUUCAGAUCUUUGAGCUGUGUGCUCAGGAGCAGGGCAAGCCUGUGCGGCUGGAGAGUGCCGAGCGGCUGGCCGAGGCGGUGCGGGAGCGGCAGCAGUAUGCCUGGCUGUGCAGCCAGCUGCGCCGCAAGGCCAAGCUGGGGAGUGUGUCUCUGGACUUGUGCGAUGGGGACACGGGGGAGCCACGCUACACCCUCCACGUGGUGGACAGCCCCACUGUGAAACCAUCGCGGGACAAUCAUUUUGCGAUUUUCAUCAUCCCCCAGGGCCGGGAGACUGAGUGGCUCUUUGGCAUGGAUGAGGGCCGGAAACAGCUGGCGGCCAGUGCUGGCUUCAGGAGGCUGAUUACAGUGGCCCUUCACCGAGGUCAGCAGUAUGAAAGCAUGGACCACAUCCAAGCUGAGCUGUCAGCUAGAGUCAUGGAACUGGCCCCAGCAGGGAUGCCCGCACAGCAGCAGGUGCCCUUUCUGUCUGUGGGUGGGGACAUUGGGGUCCGGACUGUUCAGCACCAAGACUGCAGUGCCUUGAGCGGUAACUAUGUCAUCGAGGACGUGCAAGGGGAUGACAAGCGAUACUUCCGGCGACUGAUUUUCCUUAGCAACAGGAAUGUGGUGCAGUCAGAAGCCAGGUUGCUGAAGGAUGUGUCUUACAAAGCCCAGAAGAAGCGGAAAAAGGACAGGAAGAAGCAGCGGCCUGCUGAUGUGGAGGACUUCCCUGCAGCCCCAGGACAGUCCAUUGAUAAGAGUUACCUGUGUUGUGAACACCACAAAGCCAUGAUCGCUGGCCUUGCCCUGCUGAGAAACCCAGAGCUACUCCUAGAGAUCCCACUGGCAUUGUUGGUGGUAGGCCUGGGCGGAGGCAGCCUCCCCCUCUUUGUCCACGAUCAUUUCCCAAAGUCCUGCAUCGAUGCUGUGGAGAUCGACCCCUCCAUGUUGGAAGUGGCCACCCAGUGGUUUGGCUUCUCCCAGAGUGACCGAAUGAAGGUCCACAUUGCAGACGGCCUGGACUAUAUCGCCAGCCUGGCAGGAGGAGGAGAAGCACGGCCUUGCUACGAUGUCAUAAUGUUUGAUGUUGACAGUAAGGACCCAACACUGGGAAUGAGUUGUCCACCCCCAGCAUUUGUGGAGCAAUCUUUUCUACAGAACGUUAAAAGCAUCUUGACUCCUGAAGGUGUUUUUAUUCUCAACCUCGUGUGCCGAGACUUGGGGCUAAAGGACUCAGUGCUGGCUGGGCUCAAGGCAGUGUUCCCCCUCCUAUAUGUCCGGCGAAUUGAGGGUGAAGUGAAUGAGAUCCUGUUCUGUCAGCUGCACCCUGAGCAAAAACUUGCCACACCAGAGCUCCUAGAAACAGCCCAGGCUUUGGAGCAGACCCUGAGGAAGCCUGGGAGGGGUUGGGAUGACACGUAUGUCUUGUCAGAUAUGCUCAAGACGGUGAAGAUUGUAUGAUUGCUUAGGCCAAGCAGCCCUCCUGCCUAGACUGACCUUGGACUCCCAGCCUGCCAGAGAUUGAAGAAAUACAACGCACAGUACUUUUUAAGCUUCAUAUUUUUCUCGGUUUCACACUCAGCUACAUGUGACCUCCAGCUUGGUGAGGUUGCCUGAAGAUUAGGGAAAAUAAAAAUGUCCUUCCCAUCUUGUCCUCUUUAGUA